Penicillium subrubescens is the source of this 1470-nucleotide messenger RNA. RefSeq lists its product as uncharacterized. Gene Ontology annotation, molecular function: hydrolase activity, hydrolyzing O-glycosyl compounds. Lineage: Eukaryota; Fungi; Ascomycota; Eurotiomycetes; Eurotiales; Aspergillaceae. Bases 1 to 1470 code for a protein of 489 amino acids. The transcript has a single exon. The record is from RefSeq and is a predicted model, not a curated record.
AUGAUCAUGAAGCAAAUAAUGAAUCAUGAAUGGCUCCUCGGGCUGGCCUUGACUGCCGCCACGAUACCGACAGUCGCCGCUGACUUGACGACAACCAUCAGUUCCACUACGAAUUGGGGCACCUGGGAGGGUUUCGGCGUGUCUCUUGCAUGGUGGGCGAAGGCAUUUGGCACGCGGACUGACUUGGCCGAUAUUUUCUUCUCCACCAAAUCGACAACCUACAAUGGACAGAGUGUGCCCGGGAUUGGGCUCACCAUUGCACGGUACAACGCCGGCGCCUGCAGUUGGAACACGUACAACGGCUCCACAAUGGUGGUGUCUCCCGACAUGAUCGCUUCGCGACAGAUGGACAGUUACUGGGUUGACUGGGCCAGCACCUCGCCGUCAUCGUCGAGUUGGAGCUGGAGCGUCGACGCCAACCAGCGUAACAUGUUGUCACUGGCCAAAGCCCGCGGUGCAACAACUUUCGAACUCUUCUCCAACUCACCUCCUUGGUGGAUGUGUCUGAACCAUAACCCGUCCGGAUCGGACAACGGCACCAGCAACAACUUGCAAUCGUGGAACUAUGAUCAACACGCGAUCUACCUCGCCACUAUUGCAAAAUACGCUGCGGCUAACUGGGGUAUAUCCUUCCAGUCGGUGGAAGCCUUCAAUGAGCCGUCCUCAGCCUGGUGGAAUGGCCAGACUGGAACUCAGGAAGGCUGCCAUUUCGAUGCCAGCAUCCAGGCGACUGUGAUUGGAUAUCUCCGUACUGAAUUAAACAACCGGGGCCUUGGCUCAACCUUGAUUGCAGCCUCGGACGAAACCUCCUACGACUUGGCGAUCACCACGUGGAACAGCCUCGGAAGUACAGCGACGGGCAAUGUCAACCGUAUCAACGUCCACGGAUACCAAUACACCGGGGGACGACGAGAUACGCUAUACAGCCUGGCCUCCGGCGCAGGGAAACGACUCUGGAACAGCGAGUACGGUGAGAGCGACGCGACAGGCCAGAGGCUUGUCACCAACCUACUUCUCGACUUCCGCUGGCUCCACCCCACAGCCUGGGUAUACUGGCAAGCCAUCGAUGGCGGCGGAUGGGGCCUGAUUGAUGGAAGCAACGACGACUUGACACUCGGCGCGGUCAGCCAGAAGUACUAUGCUCUGGCACAGUUCGCCCGCCACAUUCGACCUGGUAUGCGCAUCCUGGACGGCGGGAGCAAUUAUACUGUCGCGGCAUAUGACUCCUCGGCAAAAAAGCUGGUUAUCGUCGCUGCAAACUGGGGUGCGGCCCAGUAUCUUAACUUUGAUCUGUCCAAGUUCAGUAAGCCUGGGGCCAGCGGAGCCUUGGUCCCGCGCUGGAUAACUCAAACCGGAUCUGGUGAUCAAUAUGUUAGCUACAGCGACACUUAUAUGAGUGGGACCAAGUUUUGGUCAUAUUUCCCCACCGGAGCGGUGCAGACGUUCGAGGUGUCGAAUGUGACGUUGUAG